CUUGGAACUGCCAUGGGCGAAGCUUGGACACGCCACCAGCUAACCUUGGAACUGCCACCAACGAAGCUUGGAUGUGCCAGCUUGCGCAACGGGAGUCCCCUUCGCUCCUCUCCAUCCUAGUGGCUGCUUGAUUCAGCCAUUGCCCUGCUUUGGUUCCUUCGACAGGCACAUCUCACUUCUCCAUACCCCUCCCUCGCUCUACUCCUCGCCUCCCCGGGAGGAACUAACUUACACAUUAACCCAAAUACGGUGCAGAUCGGUUCUUUGCCAUCUCGUCUCUCGACCGAUCGAUGCGGGGGUCUCCCAUUACCGUACCCUUGCCUCACCCUUGUGUGGUCCACGUGCCGAGAGCUCAUUCUCACGGCGAAAUUCCCUCCUCCCGACUUUUUUUUUCUCAUGAAAGUAGCCGCCUCGAUAACCGCCGUUGCGAGCUCUACCUGCGGCGAGCUCCAUGCAUACACGUACACUUACGUCAGGGCCGAUGGCCACCGUCGAAUCUGGAUCUCCAUCAGAUACCAGAGCUCCAUAGAGUGAUCCACGCUUCGGCGACGGAGAGCAUUCAGAGCUGAUAGAGACGACGACCGUGCCGCUCGUCCGCACUUUAUACAAGGGUGGAAACUUCUUUACUUACCGUGUUUUCUACUCCGCGCGCAGAGAUCUCGACCUUCACUGUCUUGUCACGCUCGGCCUUCAUCCAUGGCGUCUCUUAGCAGCGUUCCGCGGCCAAUCACCCUUCGCGACAUGCCGUCAUCAUUCGAGUUCGACUACCCCAUCAGAAGGAGUGCUUCCGAACCUCGCCCCCGCAGCCCCUUGCCGCAGCAGCCAGCUCGUCGUCAUAUCAGACGAGUCAUCCGAGCCUGCGCGGCUGCCAGAAGCGUCGACGAGUCGGGGUCGGAGUCGUCCGCCGCGGCUCUCAAACUGCUCCGCGCCAGGCGCACGCGCCACACCCAGCUCUCCUGUGACACCUCCUCUAACCUCUGCAGUGACACCCAGUGUAACGUCUCCUGUAACGUCCCCCGCCCCCCUAUCCAGCCCGCUGAGCGCGAGGAAUCCGGCACCGUCUCCCCGCCGCGCGCUUUCCGUCGCCGAGUGCGAGGCCGCGCUUCUAUCGCCUCCGCCGCCUUCGAACCCCCGUGCAGUGAAGCCCUCGUCCCCGUUCCAUCAUCGGCGGCGGCAUUCCGUGUCGGGAGAAUCGCUGUCGCGCGUCGAGGUACUGGGCUCGACGAGUCCGCAGGUGUUGACCGGGCCCCCGCUCCAGCAGGCCAUCUUGUGCCAGCGCCGUUGGCGGUGCCUCUCCUGACAGCAAGCACGGCGUGGGUCCUGCUUCGCGCGUUUUUGCGAGGGCUAAUGAUGUGACCGUUACAAGGUCGGCCCAAGCCAGGCUGGCCGCCUCCGGCAAGCCGGUCUCGGGAGCAUCGCAGGCAGGUUGCAUAGAUGAUGAUGUGGCUGUCUUAUCCACAACGGGACGGUCUAUCCAUCGGCCACAAGCGAGUAGGUGCACACCAUUGUUGGUGGGAGGACGGAGAGCCGUUAACGGGCGACAGAUUAGAAGCAGCACAACGGUCAGCAACAGCAGCAGCAGCAGCAGCAGCAGCAGCAGCAGCAACACUGCCUCUCCAAAGCCCCCAAAGCAGAGCAGCAGCAGCCUUCCCCCUGCCUCCCCUCACCCCCCGACACCAACUAGCAGCCUGCCCGCCUCUCCUCAACCCCCAACGCUGUGCAGCAGCCUCCCUGCCUCUCCUCACCCCCCGAUGCCGACAAGCAGCAGCCCGGCUGCUCCUCAUCCGCCAAGCCUGAGCUGCAGCAACAACAGCUGCUUUCUUGCCUCUCUUCAAUCUUCAAGGCCAUGCCACACCCAUGCCCUGACUCAACCCCCUACUAGCUGCAGCAUUGUUUUCACCGGAGCUAGCCAACGAAUGGUCACAGGGAAGCCUGCCAAGCCAAGCCUGAUUCCACCCCCUAACCCCAAAUCGGCUUCACCCAGCAGGAUCCCAAAGCGUGUCAACUUCUGCAAAUAUGUUGAGGUGCUAGAUUAUGUCCCCUAUGCCUUGUAAUUUCUGCGAAAUCCAUGCCCACGUGACAAUUGUCACUGUGUCUAAGGUGGGGAAAGUUCACUAAUCGUGAUAAUG
Messenger RNA from Closterium sp. NIES-67, 2129 nucleotides. The record is from the annotation of a GenBank genome assembly. NCBI's taxonomy places the organism in Eukaryota, Viridiplantae, Streptophyta, Zygnematophyceae, Desmidiales, Closteriaceae.